Cryptotermes secundus is the source of this 748-nucleotide messenger RNA. It is a transcript of the gene ND-SGDH, whose product is annotated as NADH dehydrogenase [ubiquinone] 1 beta subcomplex subunit 5, mitochondrial. The transcript is spliced from 4 exons. Bases 107 to 658 code for a protein of 183 amino acids. The record is from RefSeq and is a predicted model, not a curated record. Lineage: Eukaryota; Metazoa; Arthropoda; Insecta; Blattodea; Kalotermitidae.
CAGCCAAGUGAGGACAAAUACUUUUGCCAUGCUCAUGGAGUCAAAGAGAACGAAGCGUUUCAUGGAUUUUGUUUUAGGUUUAUAAGGUUAUAAAGGAAUUAUAGACAUGGCUGCCUGGAGUUCGAUGGGAAUACUAACUCUAAAGUGUGCUGCAAGAACACAGUCAACUAAAAUUAAUGUAGCGUUAGCAGUACAGAAAUGUUUGAUGAGUGGUGGCCAUGGCCCUCGUUUAAUGCCACUCACACCAUCCCGGUGGCAGUGGCACAAGUUCAAAGACAUGGCUCAUUACUAUUUUAUGAUUGGCCUCAUACCUGUUGGCCUUGUCGUCUUCUGUGCUAAUGUAUUCAUUGGGCCCGCCAAACUAGCUGAAAUUCCAGAAGGCUAUGAACCUAAACACUGGGAAUAUCAUAGGCAUCCAAUUACACGUUUCUUAGCACGUUACAUUUUGGCAAGUCCUCAGCAGGAAUACGAAAAAUUCCUGCAUCAGCUGUAUGAAGAGGAUGAGAAAGCAAAGAUAAGAGGCCUUGAGAAGAAAAUCCGUUUGAAGAUGUCUGAGCGACAUGAUUACCAGGGCUACUACACUCGUCCAUUUGAUGCAAAAUAUCACCGGGUAUCCAAAGAAGCUGCUGAUUACCUUCGUUCUAUUCGUGGAGAUUAAGUGGAGAUCACUGUUGUUUUUAUAGAAACUUAAAGUUUUAGACUGUAUAGCUUUAUAACUAAUGAAAUAAAGUAUUUAAAAAGUAAUUUA